CACUUGACAAUGUCGACACGAAAAGUAAAAGUAAACUCGGCGAGAUCGUUGUUUCACAUGAUAAAUCUUUGAUUUUAAAGAAAUCGAAAAUGUCUGUAAAUCUGAACACGAAUAUCGAAAGCGAUCCCUCUAAGACCGUUAGAUCUGAUCCUCCAUUCAUCUGUGCAUCGGACGAAAUUGACAGUUUUUUGAAGAAGUUAUUUGAGUUUUUCAACGAACAGUUCAACAAACAAAACCAUCCAAAAUAUGUGGCGCAAUUGAUUAAGAAGUACAUAGGAGACCUCAAUAAAAAUCCCGCCAAAGUUCUGAUCAUGAUGCUUAAGCACAAACACGAUUAUCUGGCAAGCUUGAUCGGACUGUUUUAUCAAUUUGGAAUUGGAACCCUGGUGGAUUCACAGAUAGCUCUCGAAAUGUAUUCUCAGGUGAUAGGAAAUCUGAAAAUCAAGGAAACGCCACCUGAAUCAUGUGAGAUAAGUAGUCGACUCAUCAGUGAGUUUUCGACUGGAUUCAUGUACUUAUUUGGGACCGGGGUUGAACAAGAUCAGGCCAAGGCCUUUCAAAUCUUUUCAAAAUUAUCUAAUGAAGGAUUCGCGCUGGCAAAAGCUUACCUUGGAGAAUGCUUUGAGCGUGGAUACG
This is a messenger RNA of Acaulospora morrowiae, 636 nucleotides long. Lineage: Eukaryota; Fungi; Glomeromycota; Glomeromycetes; Diversisporales; Acaulosporaceae. The record is from the annotation of a GenBank genome assembly.